CGAUAAGAGGUCCCCAUAAAAGAAGAAUCUCCGCCGGGCUGGCUCAACAGUCGCUAGUGAACAGGUGAUCAGUUCGUACCGAAGGACUAAAGGACACAGCGGGAGAAAAAAAACUGAGUGCAGUGUAGUUUUGGUGUUGAGUGAUGAGGCUUUGGAUAGCUCUUCUUGCCCUCGUGGCAACAGUGCACUCCGUACCGGUGAAAAAUUUCUUCUAUGGAACCGGUCCCGAAGAGUACGUCUAUCGUUAUGUGCUAGAUGUUAGAACUGGCGUGCUGGAAGCUAAGAAAGGCUCGCAGUAUGAAGUGAUGGCAGAUGUGCAUGUUCGACCAGAUCUCACUGGAAAUGGCACAUUUGUGUAUCUGGUUGACCCUAAGGUAUACGUAUAUACUGGACCCGUCGUAAUGAAAGGUGAAGUCCAUGGAGUGAAAACAGGAGAAAAAACUUUUGUUCCCAUCGCCAACGUGGCUGAUGUUAUCACCUUGCCUUUCUACGUAACGUAUGAUCAUUACGGAAUGGUCCACGAGGUGUUCACCGUUGCAGAGGACACUCAAUGGAGUGUCAACAUCAAGAAAGGAAUUGCAGCUGUACUUCAGCUUCCAGUUGACAAAGUUCCAGUAAAGAAAUAUGUGAAACCUGUCGUAUUUUCCACCGUGGAAGAAAGUGUCUAUGGUUCGGUGAAUGUAACCUAUGAUGUGGAGACCGUUCAUGAUUACAUUGUAGUGACCAAGACUCCUGAUUACACGACCUUCGAUCACAUGCCUUACGAUGUCUACAGCAACGUUGAAGUGGAGAAAGUGUACAAAAACUAUGCUGUCUGGAACGCAACUUACCCGGAAGUGAAAUAUGUAAUGGUUAACGACAAAGAUGGCGUUAAGGUCCACGAAGUACACACCGAUAGCGUUAAAACUGUGCAGCCAUCGGUAUCCGAAGGACAAAUGCAGUAUGUCGCCACAAAGCAAUCAUUUGUAUUCACCAAAACUGUGGUUCCGUCCUCGCCUUUGGAGUUCUCUAAAUUCCCGGUUUAUAAUCCACUAUACUUUGUUCCAUCGCAUAAAACCUUCGAAACCUAUUUCCCCUGCUUAUCGGUUGUUCCUCAUGUAGUCGACAUGACUGUCGUUGGUCCAAAAGUGCAAGCUAUGCUUUAUGAAGCUGUCGAAUAUCUAAGCGAAAACCCGAUUACUAACGUGGAAACUGAUACGAAGCAUGGCCUCACAAUUACCAGGAUUAUUGAAGUCUUCAAACCAUUCACCGUCGAAAACUUUGAACAAUUCUACACAUUAAUAACCAAAACAACAACGCCGAAAGACCUUGUCGCAGUUGAUAUAUUCUACAAGAUGUUGCCCAUCGUCGGCACCAAAAACUCAGUGGUUUUCAUAAAGAAUCUGGUGAAGAGCCACAAAGUGAAGGACUUUGUUUCUUCCACCAUGCUCUUCUCGUUGGGCCUGAAUGUGCGAGUUCCAACUGUGGAGCUACUGAAAGAAGUCGAAGAAUUUUACCAUUUUGAAGAUGAGGUUAAACCAGAGGUCGCCCAUGCCGCAGUCCUGACCUUCGGAUCGCUCGUGUAUAAGACCUUCAAACACGAUACACACUCACCAGUGUUACAGCAGUACGUCAAAGUAUUCUACAAAAAGUUGAAGGAAGCCAAGACCUUUGAAGAACAGUUGGUAUGGUUGCAUGGCCUGAAGAAUAUUGAAGUAGGAACCGUCUACGAACUACUUGCUCCCAUUGUGAAAGGUGAACAGGUCUUGGAUCUGCCAUACGACCGCCAUCUGCGAGUUCAUGCCAUUUACUCGCUGGAGAAGAUUCUACAUUACGACUACAACGAGCUGUUCGAGGUAGUCUAUCCCGUAUUUGUGGAUGAGACUAUUUCUACCGAACUUCGCGUCGCUGCAUUGAAGGUCCUGCUAUCUACAGAAGAAGUAAAAUACUUUGCCAAGAUUGCAACCGUCAUGCAAACGGAAAAGAACCCACAAGUAUACUCGUUCUUCGUAACCACUGUCGAACACAUGGCGGAAUCGUGCGUUCAUAAAGAUACUGACUUCUGGCAGUACGUUAAGCAGAUGGAGAAGUUCUUCAAGCACGUUGAUUCUACUGUUGAAACGAAAGCUUUCUACUACGAUUAUGUCGACAAGAAACACUUCUUCGGUGCGUCGGUCUACGGAAACCUUGUGGCCGAUGAUAAGCACAACAAAGUCAACCAAUUCUUCAUCAAUUUCAGUCCUUACGUGAUGGAUCGACAUGUGGACCUGUACUCCGUGUUUGUGAAGUUCGAGGGAGUCGAAAAUCCACUAACUAUGCUGUGGCCUAAGCUGUUCAAUGUUGAACCCAAAACGGUGAAGGAACCAAUCAUCAAGCACCACGAAAAGGAACCAGUUCAUGUGGAAUUCACUUUGAUGGCCAAUGGAAAGGUUGUGUACACCACGUUCUUUGACGAAGUUACCAUCAAGAACUUCUAUAGCUACACUUAUCUGACUAUUUUAACAACGAUGAAGCAUCAGUUCACCACUGUUUUGAAUCUUGCUGAUGUGGAGGUAUUCUCUCCGACCAUGGAUGGAAUACAAACUAAAACGAAUUUAGAGCUGCCUAUGGUAUCGCAAUUCAAAUAUGAUGUAGUAGUACCAGUCGCCAAGAAUGUGAAUGAAGUGACAUUCUCUGUCCAUAGCUACUUCCGUGUCUGGAUGCACGGUUUCUACGGUAUCUCUGUCUAUAAUCCAUUUGCUAUGACCUGGCAAGGAACUCGUCGGGUGCAUGCAUUCGACUUCAGCGUACCGUUCAACUUCGACGUAGUCUUUAACUUCCAGCAAAACUCAUUCAAGUUCGUAUGGACCAAGAGCACCAAUGAAGUUCAAAACGUAGUCGGUUUCAAGACCCACGUCAAGACUCAAGUGUAUGCCAGAUCUGAUUCCGAAGUGGACUACAUGAAAUCUACCUGCCCGGAGUGCAAACACUUCUUGACGACGGUCGUUGAGCCGGUGUACAAGAAAAAAGACCUUGUAUUAUACGAGAGUCACUCCAAAUACACGGGUCUUCAUUUCUACCUCUCCGUGUACGAUAUUGAAGAGAUGCCUCACAUCAAGUACUUCAAAACCCUUUCCGAUGUGUUCGUUAGUGAUGUUUUCUACGAAGUUCCUGAAAUGCCAUUCUUCAAAUUCAUGAUGAGUUAUUACACGUGGUUCUACACUCACUUCUUCCCACCGCAAUAUUCAACCUACGGAGUCGUUGGCUAUAUCAAUCCCUGCAAGGUCUAUCCGUUCGAUAAACUCGAGGUUACCUUCAAGGUAAACACUGAAGAUGUUCCACAUAAAUUCUGGACCACUCCCAACUAUCAUCAAUACGUGAAAGUGUCGGCCAUCUUCAAGAACGAUCAUGACGUCGAACUUAACCACUGGGAUAUGAAUGUCCAUUUCACUCAUGAGUAUGGAGUCUAUUUCAAAAAAUUCAAUGUACAAGUCACCCGGAAAACUCCCGGUGAAAAGAAUAUGAAUGUCUGCUUCGAUUAUGUGAAGGAUGUUGAAACGGAGCUGAUCAAGGGCAAGAUGACCUACUACCAUGGCUACUCGUACGAUCACAAAUGUGUGAAAGACGACAUGGUGGUUUCAGUCGGAUGGACUGGAAGCUUCUCGGAUAUGCAGAAGAACUUCACGAAGAGCCCUAACUAUUCCUACAAGGAAUGCGUGAAACAUUACGUUGAAGUGUACAAACCACCAACGCACAAAUACACUCCAAUUCCUGUGACAUACCAGUGCGCUGAAGCCCACACCACUGUUCGCAAGUACGUGUACAACGUAGACUACCAGCACGUGAUGCCGGUGUACAUGGAAAUGUUCAAACCAGUGUGGUUCUGGGUGCAGCAGGUGUUCCCCGUUUAUUACGACGUCUUUGCACACCAUCACGUGCCGGAAAGUAGUUUUGUCGUCGAUGUGGAGUAUCCUUUGUGGUGGGUAGAACACCCGACGGUCGAUUUUACCAUCACCACACCGGUAGAAAGUUUCGUAUUUGAGCACGUGUCGUACUACGACUGGUUCUGGUGGUUCCAACCGGAUAGCGUCGUUUUCAACAGAUACUUCGACGUGAUGAAAACUACCGGUUACACUACGGAAUGUGUGAUUAACCCAGUGUUCAAUUAUACUGGCUACCAUUACGACGUCAGCAAGACUUCGGUUUACAAUGAGUGGACUCUGUAUGCUGCUGAUCAUCCCACGAGCUACAGUUGGGCCGUCUACGUUCAGAAAUCGGAAAUGAGCUUAGUCGCCCUGAAGUUCGUGCUGAACGGUCACGUGGUAGUGGUGCAACCUGUCGUUGACAAGAUGUUCGAAAAGACGGGAGUUGUGAAUUACACAUUCACGGUCGACAGUGACAUCAUGGAAGUUAUGAAACACGAAGUUGUUCCAGGAGUGUAUCCAUUCAAAUACUUCAAGGUGGAUAACACCGUUGUGUUUGUGAUUCCAAGCGUUUCCGUUUUCGUUGUCUACGACGGACAUCAGGUAGUAAUUGAAACUGUCAAGAGUGAUAAAGUGCAGCAUUACGGUCAGUGCUACGUUUAAUUUGCAAUGUUGAUUGGAUGUUGUUCUUAAAUCGGCUGUCUAAAUAAAAAUCAGAUCUAAUUA
This is a messenger RNA of Aedes albopictus (Asian tiger mosquito), 4607 nucleotides long. RefSeq lists its product as uncharacterized. The record is from RefSeq and is a predicted model, not a curated record. Bases 144 to 4544 code for a protein of 1466 amino acids. Gene Ontology annotation, biological process: lipid transport. Lineage: Eukaryota; Metazoa; Arthropoda; Insecta; Diptera; Culicidae. Gene Ontology annotation, molecular function: lipid carrier activity. The transcript is spliced from 7 exons.